Priapulus caudatus is the source of this 1761-nucleotide messenger RNA. RefSeq names its product pachytene checkpoint protein 2 homolog. Gene Ontology annotation, molecular function: ATP hydrolysis activity; ATP binding. Bases 154 to 1497 code for a protein of 447 amino acids. Gene Ontology annotation, biological process: meiotic recombination checkpoint signaling; reciprocal meiotic recombination. Gene Ontology annotation, cellular component: nucleus; chromosome. The record is from RefSeq and is a predicted model, not a curated record. The transcript has 12 exons. NCBI's taxonomy places the organism in Eukaryota, Metazoa, Priapulida, Priapulimorpha, Priapulimorphida, Priapulidae.
CAAUGUAAUGGCGCUAAUUUCGAUGUAAUGUUCGUGCUACAGACAGUAUUCAGUAACAACAGUCAACACUUACAGACGAGAAUUUGCAACAACAUUCACCAUAACACUUUUUACCAAUCGUAUAAACGCCGCUUACUCUAGUCUUCAUUUAUUAUGGAACAAGGAGACUACUGCAGUACAAGACGUGAUGAAAAUUGCAAUUGCAAUUCCCCUCACACCUUCAAGCCUGUCAUACAUGUUGAAGUUUGCCGAAGCUUAAAAUGCGUAAUUGAGGAUUCCAUUUUGAAGGAGAGAGUAAUGAUCCUGCUGCAGAAUAUUAAAACUAUAACAGAUGAGACCAUCAUACCAUGUAAGGUGAUCGAGCGUAGUGAUCCUCUACUUGGCCAGAAUGUGAACAGCAUUUGCCUAUACCACAGUGAUGUGAAUCAUUAUAGUGGGGACAAAAGAGUGAGCAUAGCAUUGGAGAAAGCGCAUCUAACUCUGCACAUCUACUCGCUGUCUGAUGGAGGACCAGUAACAGAAGAGCUGGAUGAUGAGGACCUCGCUGCAGCGAACAACUGGAUACUGCCAGCUAGGGAAUUUAAUGGAAUUUGGGAAAACCUUAUCUUUGAAUCUGACAUUAAAGCGCAGUUGCUGAAUUAUGCAUUGACCACACUCUUGUAUUCAGACAAGCAAAUAGAUUCAAAUAUUAUAUCAUGGAACAAGGUCAUUCUUCUUCAUGGACCUCCUGGUACUGGAAAAACUUCACUCUGCAAGGCACUUGCACACAAGCUCUGUAUACUAAUGUCUGACAGAUAUACCUAUGGACAGCUUGUAGAAAUCAACAGUCAUAGUCUCUUUUCAAAAUGGUUUUCAGAGAGUGGCAAGCUUGUGAUGAAAAUGUUUCGGAAGAUUGAGGAAUUUAUCGAGGACCCCCGUGCACUGAUCUGUGUGUUGAUAGAUGAGGUGGAGAGCUUGACAGCGGCAAGGAAGGCAGCAAUGUCAGGCACUGAGCCGUCAGACUCCAUACGUGUCGUGAACGCUGUGCUUACUCAGAUCGAUCAGAUAAAGAGGCACCCUAAUGUGAUUAUCCUGACAACAUCAAAUGUGACCGGUGCCAUAGACCUAGCAUUUGUGGAUCGGGCAGACAUCAAGCAAUAUAUCGGCCCUCCUUCACCCGCUGCAAUCUACAAGAUAUUCACAUCCUGCAUUAGGGAAUUAAUGCGGGCAGGUAUAAUCAUUGCAGAGGAUCUCUGGGAUUAUAGUGAGCUGCAAGAAGUGAAUAAGGUCUCCAAUAUGGUGGCCUCACAGGCUGCUGCAAUGAGCUUAGAACUGUUUGAAGCAGCCAAGAAGAGUGAGGGUCUAAGUGGGAGAGCAUUAAGGAAGUUACCCUUCAUAGCCCACAGCCUUUAUAUACAGGUCCCCCAGGUUGACUUGCGCACGUUUGUCUCCGCAAUUGGCAGAGCAAUAGAGAAGCAGCUAGAGGAAAGAGACCACCUUGAACGAGAGGCAGUUUGAUAUGAGCGAUCUUUGGGAGGUGAUGAGUGUGAGAGCGGGUUGUUAGCAUGCAGAUAAGCCACGUACAGGAUCAUGUCAGUGACUUAAUCAAAGAUAGGGCUUCACUGGCACGUUCCAUGUUAUAUGCUCAUUGUCAUAGGGCUGGGUACCAAGCAAUUCAAGCAGCUUUUGGUAUAGCUUUAUCAUGAAUGGUGAACUAAAGUAAUCUGUGUUACACAAUUAUCACUACCAAUAAAUAUUAAUAUUAGAUUGUUCAAGUUGUAA